Lachancea sp. 'fantastica' is the source of this 669-nucleotide messenger RNA. Lineage: Eukaryota; Fungi; Ascomycota; Saccharomycetes; Saccharomycetales; Saccharomycetaceae. The record is from the annotation of a GenBank genome assembly.
AUGCUUUCAGCUCAAACAGGUGUUCUGGAGCAAGUUGAUGGCUCGUGCAAGCUCAAAUGCGGUGAAACUACCGUUUUAUGCUCUGUCACGGGGCCCAUAGAGCCCAAGGCCCGACAAGAAUUGCCAGCGCAACUGGCAUUGGAAGUAAUCGUUCGACCUUGUCGAGGCGUUCCAACCACUAGAGAAAAGUUGAUAGAGGACCAAAUUCGUGGCGUUGUAACUCCCGUAUUGGCGAGAUACUUAUAUCCAAGACAGCUAGCUCAGGUGUGUUUCCAGAUUUUAGAAAGUGGAGAGCCUGAAGAAAGUUUCAGUGUUAAAGAGUUGAGUGCCUGUAUAAACGCUGUUUUCCUAGCCAUAGUGGAUGCAGGAAUCGGCCUGCAAUAUUCUUUCGCCAGCGUGGUUUUGUCCGCCGACAAGAGUGGUAAAAUUCACACAAACCCAGCACAAGCAGAUUUGACCAAAUCCCAAUCGACACAUAUCCUAGCAUUAUUACUCGGGGAAGGUGCCAAGAAAGUGGAAAAUGUGCUUUUAUUUGAAAGCUACGGCGAUUUCACAGAGGAUACUAUGCUUCAAGUACUGCAAUCUGGAGAAAAAAGCUGUGUCGAGACUGCCCAAGAGUUGCGCAAAGUUGUCUACCAUAAGGUUCAGCAAGAUUUUGUCUGGCGAUAG